Rhopalosiphum maidis (corn leaf aphid) is the source of this 630-nucleotide messenger RNA. Its product is annotated as serine protease snake-like. The record is from RefSeq and is a predicted model, not a curated record. Gene Ontology annotation, biological process: proteolysis. The annotation marks the transcript as partial. Lineage: Eukaryota; Metazoa; Arthropoda; Insecta; Hemiptera; Aphididae. Gene Ontology annotation, molecular function: serine-type endopeptidase activity. The transcript is spliced from 3 exons.
AAAAAUACCUAUAUUUUUAGGAGAUUUGCAAUAUGGGCUCGCUUAGGUGAACUAGACUAUCUUUCGAUCAACGAAGAUGCCAGACCUACAGACUAUAGAAUAGUAGAACGAAUAAUACAUCCGAAAUACAAAGCAUAUUCCCAUUACAAUGAUAUAGCAUUGUUUCGUUUAGAAAGAGAUGUAGAUUUCUCAUCAUAUGUACGACCUAUUUGUCUCAAUAGAAAUCAUUCUUUGACACCACCAGCAGUAAUAGCUACGGGAUGGGGUAACACUGAUACAGCUUCACUUGGCAGCUCACAUUUAUUAAAAGUACAAAUACAAACUGUUUCGGCCGAAGAGUGCAAUAAAAAUUUUUUGUAUCUGCCAAAUAAAGAACAAAAAUUAGCAAAAGGAAUCCUUAAAGACUUAAUGGUGUGUGCUGGCAAUCCAGAAGGCGGAAAUGACACUUGUCAAGGCGAUUCAGGUGGUCCUAUUCAAAUAAAACAUAAUAGUUACAAGUGCAUGUAUUCACAAAUAGGGAUUACAUCAUUUGCAGGGCCAUUUUGUGGACAAGCCAAUUCGCCUGCUGUUUAUACACGAGUAUCAAAAUAUAUUUCAUGGAUUGAACAAAUUGUCUGGCCAAAAGUUUAA